CGAAAACUGGUUGACGCACUCCAAGCAAAAUCAUUUACUGUCCAUGUACCAGCUUUGCCAUCAAACAAUGGUGCUCGACCGCCUAAUUCAUCACACAAUGCUGAUGUGGCAGCUGUACGCGAAAUAGUUAAGUCUCUUGUUAACGAUGGCAAAGAGGUCAUUCUGUUCAUGCAUUCGUACGGAGGUGUUGUAGGAACGAAUGCUGUCGAGGGUCUCACUCGCAAGGAUCGUGAAGCUAAGGGCGUUUCCGGUGGCGUUGUUUAUCUGUUCUACUUAUCGGCUUACCUUUUAGCCAAGGGCCAGAGCAUUUGGACCCUCAUCGAGGACCUAGGUGUCUCAUUGGAGAGCAUCCCAGAAAUUACUUUGGAAAAAGACGGCACCUGGUUUCUUAACGAUCCCGUUCAGGCUUUAUGUCAUGAUGUAAGCCUUGAGGAUCAGGAGGAUCAGAAACGACUAUCUACGCACCACAACUUGGACGCUAUUAAAGGGAAAACAAUGUAUGAAGCAUGGAAAGACAUCCCGAGCACAUAUAUCUUCACUACGUAGGAUCGUUGUGUGCCGUCUAUUCUUCAAGAUUUGUGCUUUGCAAAUACGAAGGAGGCACAGGUCGCUAUUAAGAAAGUAGUAUUGGAUUGUGCGCAUGCGGCAUACGUGAACUAUCCAGAGGAACUAGCCAACCUAGUAGCUAAAGCAUCUCGUCCUACAGGCUUGUGAAACUCAUUGUUAACAGCUUAUCUCGAAUCUUCACAGAAGAGUGUUGCUCAGUUACUAUUAAGGUAGUAU
Molecule: messenger RNA, 783 nt
Organism: Daldinia decipiens
Lineage: Eukaryota; Fungi; Ascomycota; Sordariomycetes; Xylariales; Hypoxylaceae
Exons: 1
Coding region: 169-546 (125 amino acids)
Source: RefSeq, a predicted model, not a curated record